CCAUUGAUUUUGAAAUAAGUAACAGACUUUUGGUGUUAUCUUUGACGUCGUCUCCCUGUUGACCUCUUCACGGCAACAAUGGCGGGUGUCGCUCUGUGUUUCCUUGUCUUUAUAAUCGGAACUCUUACUGUUAGUCCAGGUAAUGCCAAAUCUUUCGCCGUAAACCCCGGGGAGUUGGAGAUGUGCGGCAGCAAUCAGACGCCGUCCCUGUCCCUCAGCUGUCGCCCCACCGUGACGGGAAUAACGCAGAUCUUUGCAUUAGAGAUCGGAAAGAAGGCAGGCGCGAUCAAGUCCGCCAUCUCCCGCAUCACCGUCUUGGCAUCCACGGUGAACAUCGUCGACCAAACCCUCAAGUCUCGAAUGACAGUCACAGGCUCUAUCUCCGGGAGAACAGGCUCCCUUGACGUUACUUUGACGCAUCUAGUUGACGACGACGCCACUACCUACUACUGCAACAUCGCCUUCCUGACUGAUUCUGUCUCUACCCAAGAGACAAUAGAGAAUGUGUCUCUUCAUACUCUCCUGGGAUCUGUCCCGAAAUGCGACGGUACUCAAGUAUUGGCGGCCCUGAAUAGCCACGUUCCUGUGACCAGCUCCCAGGCUGGGAAUUGUCCCAAUGGCAUUGCUGGCAGAUCAGAAGCCCUGAUGUUCAACUUCUGCUCCUCCCCCGAUAUUGCAGGCUGGAGAGCGGGGCCAAAGGUGGCAGACAUAUGCUGUCAGAUCCCCAAAUACACACCGGUGGCGACAUUUGAGUUCGGGUUCUUUGUGCAAGACGAACGCGGGAUGGCCGGCGUCUUCAUGGGGUGCACCGACCAAGGAUUUGAGCUUGUCACCCAGCUAUGUGGCCAUCCUCCUAUCAAAGUGAGCCUAACAAAAAGUCAAAAUAAUGGCUACGUCGGCAAUGCGGACAACUACCACCUGAUCCAGUUCGGUAGCCCUAGUAGCACCGGUAACCCUUUUGGGUAAAUCUUCAUGACCUGUUUCAACUCUACACCCAUGUAAGGAAAUACUUACAAUAAAAUGCUACAUCCCGGAAAGCUAAA
Messenger RNA from Haliotis rufescens (red abalone), 1043 nucleotides. RefSeq lists its product as uncharacterized. Bases 79 to 966 code for a protein of 295 amino acids. The record is from RefSeq and is a predicted model, not a curated record. The transcript is spliced from 5 exons. Lineage: Eukaryota; Metazoa; Mollusca; Gastropoda; Lepetellida; Haliotidae.